Messenger RNA from Pollicipes pollicipes, 1274 nucleotides. Its product is annotated as transcription factor AP-4. Lineage: Eukaryota; Metazoa; Arthropoda; Thecostraca; Pollicipedomorpha; Pollicipedidae. Gene Ontology annotation, molecular function: DNA-binding transcription factor activity, RNA polymerase II-specific; protein dimerization activity; RNA polymerase II cis-regulatory region sequence-specific DNA binding. The transcript is spliced from 4 exons. The record is from RefSeq and is a predicted model, not a curated record. The coding region runs from base 111 to 1106 and encodes 331 amino acids. Gene Ontology annotation, cellular component: nucleus. Gene Ontology annotation, biological process: regulation of transcription by RNA polymerase II.
GCGGUAGUGGUGGGAGCGGCAUUGUAGUGGAACCAAAAAUUGGGCAAAUUGGGGGGUGAAAAGCGACCGUUGGUCACCAAACUGUUUCUCAGGUGGUAUUUCAUCUGGACAUGCACCCAGAUCCGUCGGAGAAGCCCGAUUUUGACGAAAUAUCGGACAGCCGGGAGGAGCUCGCCGGGAGCGCGUGCAGGCUCGACGAUUCCGGCGCCACCACCAGCCCGCGCUCAGCCAUGGAGCAGGAGAAGCGGAUCCGGCGCGAAAUCGCCAACAGUAACGAGCGCCGCCGUAUGCAGAGCAUCAACGCCGGUUUCCAGACACUGCGCGCCCUGCUGCCGCAGCACGAGGGCGAGAAGCUGAGCAAGGCGGCGAUCCUGCAGCAGACGUCAGACUUCAUCUACAGCCUGGAACAGGAGAAGACGCGCUUGCUGACGCAGAACUGCCAGCUGAAGCGGCUGCUGGGCCAGCAGCAGCAGGGCGCCGACUCGGACACGGCUGCCGAUAGUCCGGCGUCGGCGCGACGGAACGCCUCGCACGAGAGCGCUGAGGCGGCCAGUGACGAGCCUGCGCCGCCUCCGCCGGCCGAGCGGCCGCCCUCGCCGCCCGACGCCGAGGGGGCCGCACUGCGCCGCGAGCUGGCGGAGCUGCGCGCCCAACUGGAGCAGGAGCGGCACCACCGGCUGCUGACCGAGGACCGCCUGCGGCUGGCGGAGGCGCCGCCGCUGCCGCCGCUGCCACCACCAGGCUACACCGAUCGGCUGCACGUUGCCCCGCCGCCUCCGCUUAAGAAGCCGAAACUGGAGCGGGCGGCGUCGCCGCUGCGCCGGCCAGACGCAUCCGACUCGCCGGCCCUGGGCACGCGCCUGGAGCGUCAGACAGUGCUGCCGCCGCUGCUGCUGCCCGAGCCGGCGACCCAUCAGCUGGCGCCGGUGGAGCCGCCGCGACCGCAGCCUGUCGGACACCGGGCGCUGUAUGGCAGCUCGACGACGUCGCGGCAGAACCUGGACACGAUCGUGGAGGCGAUCCGACACCUGGAGGGCGACCACCUGUUCCAGGACCUGGUACCGGAGCCGGCGCUGGAGGUGGAGGCGCGCCUGGAGGAACCCUGAGCCGCAGGAGGCGCCGCUCGAGCUCACUACGCACGACCGCGCCGCCGCCGACGCCGCCUACCGGCCGGGCGUGAUCGUGGCCCAGCACCACACGCACCACCACGUGCUGCCGCCGCAGCACUUUCCGCACCACCAUCACCCGCAGUCGUGAGCGGCGCAGACGCGGCG